GAAAACAGCUUUAAUUACAUGUGAAGUGUGCCAAACUUGUCACAUUAAACUGAGUUUGGUUUAAACUUGAUUUUAAUUGUGCAUAGCAAUUAGGAAGAAUUAUGCCAGGGUUAAAGCAAGCCUGGAUUGUAGCAAUCCACUUCUGCGCUGUCUCUAUCCAUGACAAGUCAAUACAAAGGCAUAACCAUGACAGUGCAACAACCUUCUAACUGCGCUGAGCAAGAACAAAGUUUGCUGAGCUGCACUUGGUGUUCCUGGUGUGUGUGCAUGCAUGUGCCUGCCUGAUAAAGACUUGCAUUAUAUCAGAUGUAACAAGAGAAGGUGCAUAUUUCCAUUCAGUUUUCCAUUAAAGGGUUUCUCCAGCUGAAGUAAAGAUGAGUCGAUCGACCAGUCUCUUGCAGCAGAUGACUUUGUUUGUCACCAUAGUGACCGGCGGCGGCUGUGCUAUGAUGUAUUACCUCAUGCAGAAGAAUUUUGCUAAAUCAGAGUACUACCGUCUCGCCCUGGAACAGCUAAACAGUAAUUCUACAGCCAUGGCCAGUCUGGGUGCUCCUCCUCUGAAGAUCCACAACAUCCAUUUAUCUGACCGACACAACCGCAUGGAUCACAGCAUUGCUCAGGUAAAGAUCCCUGUUACUGGCUCAAAGACUGGUGGUUAUCUCUACACAACUUCCACGAGAGACACUCUCAUGAACAGAUGGCACCUUCAGCAUGUGUUCUUGAAGCUGAGAGAUGGUGAGACCAUCGAGAUUUUCAACAAGACGGAAUCUAAAGAGUAGCAUCAUGCGGUAGUAUUGCAUCAUUGUUAAACAUAGAGGACAUUUGCACAAGGACUGGGAGACAGUUCUUAAUAAAAUGAUUGCUAGCAAAGUCUUUAUUUGGGCACAUCUGUGAAUAUGGUUUAAAUACAGUAAAUACAAAUACUGUUCAUUGGCCCAAAUACUGUACACAAUCACAUAGUCUGUUUAAUUUUUUUUUUCUUCUAAUUUAUUAUAGAUUUGUUUUUUUGGAUUUAUGAAAGUUGUGUGACAUUAAAAAUAUUAUCUUGCAACGACUUGGAGAAAUUAGAUGUGCAUGAUUUGUUUUGUAAAUUUUUACUGUUAUGUGCUUCAUUAAAUACAUUUUUGCUAAUUUAAAUGAAAGCAUUAAAUUGAAGGCUAUA
Myxocyprinus asiaticus (Chinese sucker) is the source of this 1162-nucleotide messenger RNA. RefSeq names its product cytochrome c oxidase assembly factor 1 homolog. Gene Ontology annotation, cellular component: mitochondrial inner membrane. The transcript is spliced from 5 exons. The record is from RefSeq and is a predicted model, not a curated record. Gene Ontology annotation, biological process: mitochondrial respiratory chain complex I assembly; mitochondrial respiratory chain complex IV assembly. NCBI's taxonomy places the organism in Eukaryota, Metazoa, Chordata, Actinopteri, Cypriniformes, Catostomidae. The coding region runs from base 375 to 779 and encodes 134 amino acids.